Molecule: messenger RNA, 315 nt
Organism: Ostertagia ostertagi
Lineage: Eukaryota; Metazoa; Nematoda; Chromadorea; Rhabditida; Trichostrongylidae
Source: the annotation of a GenBank genome assembly
AUGAUUCUUUCAUUGCAGGUUUUUGUGCCGCCGUUUUUGAAGAAUAUGUUCGAUAUUGUGAAGUCGUUCAAGGGAUCACCGAAUGCUCGUAUUCUCAGUCCAAGGAUUGCCCCACUCAUGCCAGACAAAGCCGACACAAAACGUGUUCUUUCUCCAUCUCUGUUUCCCUUCUACAAAGACGAGACAGAGGAGCAGAUAAUGCCUGUUCCUAAGAUCCUGGAGUCGGCAGGACUAAACGAAAGAGAUCGCAAAAAAGUGCUCGAGAUGGUCAUGGAGGUCAGCGGUGCUCGAGAGACUGUCGAAAACGCGAUGAAG